Molecule: messenger RNA, 1146 nt
Organism: Lactuca virosa
Lineage: Eukaryota; Viridiplantae; Streptophyta; Magnoliopsida; Asterales; Asteraceae
Source: the annotation of a GenBank genome assembly
AUGUCGAGGACGACGGCGGCGUCUUAUUGGUGUUACCGAUGCACGCGCUUCGUCAGAGUAUCGGCGGAAGACACCGUUUUAUGUCCACACUGUGAGGGAGGAUUCGUGGAAGCCGUGGAAGCCAGCGAGCCUCCACCGCUGGGUACACGCCGGCGGUUUCCUGCCACGGCGAUGUACAUGCUUGGAAACAACGAUCGAUCAGAUCUACGCUCCCGGCGUGGUGCUCGGCGUAACAACGGGGACAGGUCUCCUUUCAAUCCGGUCAUCGUUCUUCGUGGUCCUGCGGAGGGUAACGGGGCUGUGGAGGAUUCGGGGGUUGGAGAGAGAGGUUUUGAGUUGUACUACGACGACGGAGCAGGUUCGGGUCUACAACCGUUGCCGCCGACGAUGUCGGAGUUUCUAAUGGGGUCAGGGUUUGCCCGAUUGCUCGAUCAGUUGUCUCAGAUCGAGAUGAACGGGUUAGGUCGGACAGGGCAUCGUCCGGCUUCAAAAGCAGCUAUUGAAUCGAUGCCGACGAUCGAGAUCUCAGAGGUACACGUUAGCACGGAAUCACACUGUGCUGUUUGCAAAGAAGCGUUCGUGAUCAGCGCUGAAGCUCGUGAGAUGCCAUGUAAACACAUCUAUCACUCCGAUUGUAUCCUCCCAUGGCUUACUCUCCGAAACUCGUGCCCGGUUUGCCGGCACGAACUCCCAACGGAUUCAACAGAUUCAAAUUCCAGCAAUCUAGAACGCUCUGAACCAACCGAGGAAGAAUCAUCAGCAGUUGGAUUAACGAUAUGGAGAUUACCUGGUGGCGGAUUUGCAGUUGGGAGGUUUUCUGGCGGUAGAAGAGCCGGCGUCGGCGGCGGUGAGAGGGAGCUUCCUGUUGUAUACACGGAAAUGGACGGUGGAUUUAACAAUAAUUCUGGUACUCCAAGGAGGAUUAUGUGGGAAUCAAGUAGGAACAGUGCUGGUGGAGAAAGUGGGAUAGGAAGAGCUUUCCGCAACAUGUUCUCGUUUUUUGGGAGGCUACGGCCAUCUUCAAAUUCAACCACCAACUCCGGUGGUGCAUCAUUGGCUAGAAGCCGGAGUUUGUCUAGUUCCGUUUUCGGUAGAAUGACCAGGAGAAGAAGUAGAACUUGGAUUUUAGACGAACAGAAUGAUUGA